Dendroctonus ponderosae (mountain pine beetle) is the source of this 2014-nucleotide messenger RNA. Its product is annotated as dual specificity protein phosphatase 23-like. The coding region runs from base 962 to 1447 and encodes 161 amino acids. NCBI's taxonomy places the organism in Eukaryota, Metazoa, Arthropoda, Insecta, Coleoptera, Curculionidae. The transcript is spliced from 4 exons. Gene Ontology annotation, molecular function: protein tyrosine/serine/threonine phosphatase activity. The record is from RefSeq and is a predicted model, not a curated record. Gene Ontology annotation, biological process: protein dephosphorylation; cilium assembly.
UUGUCUUCGUAUUCGUACAUUUUCUUCAAAUAGCUUUUAUACUCAAAUUGUUUUCGUCUUUGAUUUCUGUUAAAAAUGAUGAUUGAAGAAACGACAACACAAAAAUAAAAAACAAUAUUCAGCAAGAUUAACCCAUCACUUAAAUGGACACAAUUUUUAUUAAAAUAUGCAAGGAUUUAUGACACACAUUGGUGUUCUUUGCCCUUUUGUUUUUCACUAACUGACUGUGAAUAGGAGUAUCUCCAUAUUUCCUAAUCUACAUAUCGCUUAUAAGUAACAUCAGAUUAAUGUCGUUGCAAAUAGCUAAUCGCAACAACCCAAUAUUGAUUGGAAAUCUGCGUGAAAACCCUUUCAGACACAUCUGAAACAAGAUAAUAAAUUAAUUUAGACUGUGACAGAGUGUGAUAAUUUAAAAUUUGCACGUUCCUCGGCCUUCUCCUCUCUUAUCUAAAUCACUUCUGAUUAGUUUUAAACGAACCGUGUCUAGAAUAAAAUUAACUUUUCAGUUAUUAUCCAAAGUCAUAGUUGGUUCAUAAAUUUUCUCAGGUCUCGUCACUUCCACUAUUUAAUCUUGGAUGGAAAAAAAUCCGAGCCUUUUUAAUAAUAAUUCUGGAAAAGGCCACAAUUUUAAUAAGCUUCCAACGGUCUUAUCAGAUAUAUGCAAAGCAUUUCAUUGUUCGGAUAAUGUCUUAUUCUGUCGAUGACGACGGAAAAAGUAUAUUUUAUAUAAGGUUCAUCUGCAUUAAGUGUUAGAAGUCAUAUAGUGAAGUAAAUACGAAACAAAGCUAUUCCUUGCAAAGGUAUCAACAAUUCAUAACUACACAUGCAAAAUUGUCGCUAAGAUGCAUAAUAAUUGUGUGUUUCGCAAAAGUUUGAGCAUCUUUUCUCCUUCUUUCCUAACAUAUGAGCAAUCAAACAAUAAACAGAAAGAAAUAAAAGUGUUAUUCCAGUGAACCGCACAAUGACUUUCCAUGGCGCAGAUGACCAGACGGAACCAUGGAACUUUUCAUGGAUUGUUCCCGGGUUAUUAGCGGGCAGCUCCUGUCCACAUACAAUAGAAAAUUUAGUGUUUUUCAAAAAUCAAGGGAUUUCUCGUUUAAUAACGCUAUCGCCGGAAUAUCAGCCACCGGUCACAAAUUUUCCAGAAUUGCAAUGGAGUUUUAUUCCAAUAGAAGAGUUUGAAGCACCAACACUUGAAGACGUAAAACAAUUUAUCGAAUUGUGCGAAAUUGAAAAAGAACACAAGCAGGCAAUUGCAAUUCACUGUAGAGCAGGUCGCGGUAGAACAGGAGUAAUGGCAGCAAUUUAUCUGGUCCAUUUCUUCGACAUGUCUCCAGAAUCAGCUAUCACGAAACUCAGACUGAUGAGACCGGGAUCAGUGGAAACGUAUCAGCAGGAAAAGGCUGUUUGGGAAUAUCGGGAUUACUUAAGAACCAAAACGAAAUAAAAAAGUUGCUUAAAGUUAUUAAAUCAACCUGUAGACUAAAAUUUAAAAAAAAAACAUUAAUCUUACUUACGUAAUGUAUGGCCUUUAUCUCCAAGUUAGAUAACAUUGCAGACUCAAAACGUAAUGAAGUAACAAAGGCUCUGAUUCCACUUGCUCCUACUUUGAAAAUCUUGAUUGGCUUCAAUUUUUCAUGUUCAUUUUCACUGAUGAUCUUGACAGUGUGAUAAAAUGUAUAAAUAUCUUCUUCCCUUUGCCGCACGUAAAACACGAAGCCGCCAUUCAAAUAUGCGAUUUUUCAUCCCAAAAAUGGGCAUUUUAUGCAAACGAGAAUGGCAUAAAUAUACUGGUCGUUUUUUUUUCAAGGAAUGUGUUGUGAAUGUACUAAUGAAAGCCAGGAGAUUAUUUCGGCUUUGUUCCAACAAUAGUUUGGAGCUCAUCAACGCCACUUUUAUUGAUUUUAACACACAUUUCAAUCCUACACAUGGUUUGUGAUUGAAUCUGAUUGAAACUUGUUAUUAAACACGCAUUUCACUUUUAACCGAAAUUAAAAAUACUGUUUUAAAAAUA